Messenger RNA from Musa acuminata AAA Group (dessert banana), 749 nucleotides. RefSeq names its product protein LHCP TRANSLOCATION DEFECT. The record is from RefSeq and is a predicted model, not a curated record. The coding region runs from base 89 to 610 and encodes 173 amino acids. Gene Ontology annotation, biological process: intracellular protein transport; granum assembly. The transcript is spliced from 2 exons. Gene Ontology annotation, cellular component: chloroplast envelope; chloroplast stroma. NCBI's taxonomy places the organism in Eukaryota, Viridiplantae, Streptophyta, Magnoliopsida, Zingiberales, Musaceae.
AUGAAAAGGGCAACAAAGUUCCCACCUUUCCGGUUGCUCUUCCGCUAUACGCACCGUAGAGAAUAGAAUUGGAAAAGGAGAGAGCGCCAUGGCCUCAAUUCCCUGCAAUUUCUAUUUCCAAAUCCCUUCUCCUUCUUCCUCUUCGGCAAGGCCGAGCUCUCCGUUUCUCGCCCUCACGAGGCGGCUCGGAUGGUUCAAGCCCUCUAAGAUGAGGUCCAAGGUGGGGCCGGAGACCAACGGCUCGCGAACUACCUGCUGGUUCCGAUUCGGUAACCGGGGUGUCGAUGCUGAGGGCGCCGGAAUCUAUGGAAGUCAGACGCGGGAUGAUUUCGAUCGGGACGAUGUUGAACAGUAUUUCAAUUAUAUGGGAAUGCUUGCUGUGGAAGGUUCAUAUGAUAAGAUGGAGUCACUUUUAAGCCAAAACAUUCAUCCGGUGGAUAUCUUGUUGAUGUUGGCUGCUUCUGAAGGUGACAAACCUAAAAUUGAGGAACUGUUGAGGGCAGGUGCAAAGUAUGAUGUCAAAGAUGCAGAUGGAAGGACCGCAUUGGAUAGAGCAGUCAGCGAGGAGAUCAAAGAAUUAAUCUCGGGCUAUCCUGUUAAAACGGCAUGAGCAAGGAUCUGCUCAAUCAUAAUUAUGUAAUUUUUUAUUUUUUAUUAUUGUUGGUCGGUAUUAGUCAUGUCAAACAUAAUGGAUCAGUAUUUUCUACAGUCGAUUACCAAGUAAGUAGUGGAUGUUUUCCCAAAGAUAA